AUGUGGCAAAUUCAAUCGGCCCUUCGAAAGUAUCCACCGACGAGUCCGCCCGUAUUUAUGAGCUUGUCUGGAUGUGGAAGAGCCGGAACAUUCGCAUUUUUCGAGAACGCCCAUGCUUCUUUGCACAGCGAAUCGCCCCGAUUGGAUAUGGUCAAGUGUUUGGAAAAGAUCCGCGACAAGAGAAUCCACGCGUGCCAAACUCUUCCACAAUUUUCGUUUGUCUACACUCUUCUAGCCGAACACAUUUUGGAUAAUGGAUUCUGUAAAUUGGUGAUUGAGAAGAAGAAGAAUGAGAAGGAGGAUGGAAAAGAAGAGGAUCAAGAUCCAGCGAUGGUGUCGAAAGCGAUUCUUCGUCAGAUGACUAUUCAGAAGUGUCCUUAA
Molecule: messenger RNA, 381 nt
Organism: Caenorhabditis briggsae
Lineage: Eukaryota; Metazoa; Nematoda; Chromadorea; Rhabditida; Rhabditidae
Exons: 3
Coding region: 1-381 (126 amino acids)
Biological process (GO): protein dephosphorylation
Molecular function (GO): protein tyrosine phosphatase activity
Source: RefSeq, a predicted model, not a curated record